CUAAGAGUUGGGAGAGAAAGUGAUUGAAAUGGAGAUAUGUAUAUGAGAAUAUCCAACAAUUUAAUUGGGGUUCCUCGCCGUCUUCUGAGCCCUAAUUUCAAUCAACCCGUGUUUCUUCUUCUCCGGAGCUCUGCCGUCGCUGCUGCGCCCUGACUGAGAUGCCUCUCUCUGACGCAGCGGCCGAUCCAUCCCCCGAAUCUGAAACGGAGAUGGAUGACGACGAUUACAAUUAUGAAGAAGUAGAGGAAGAGAUCGAGGAAGAAGAAGAAGAAGAAGAAGAACAAGAAGAAGAAGUAGAAGAAGAAGAAGAAGUAGAAGAAGAAGAAGAAGACGAGGAAUGUGAGGAGGAAGAUAUAGACGAGGCGGGAGCUGAAGAUGAUGAAGAAUUAGUCUCACCCGAUGUUGUAGACAGCAGAAAAGACGAGGACGGAGAAACAGCUGAAAUUGCUGAAGGGUUAACUCUGCUCAAUGAAAGUAACCAUAAAAAACCAGAAACAGAUGUGGGAGUGGAAGCUGUGGAGGGAACUGAAAAUGUAGUGAAAUUAACCAAAGCCAUCGCAGAAGAUAAUACAAAAGAAGCGCCAGAUGAAAAAGGAGCAGCUGAAAUUGCCAUAGGAUUAACUGCAUGCAAGAAGGAAGACAAUAGACAAGCUCAAGGAUCGGAGGAAUAUGCUGCUGAAUUUGCUGAAGGAGAAGCACCGACCUUUAUAAACUAUCACAAAGAAGAAAAUGGACACAUUCCGGAGUCUGCAAGGCUUGACAAGCGUUUGGGGUCAAAUUCUGCUACUCCACAAGAACCACAAGCAAAUCCACCAUUGGCCUUUUCUGUGGCGGGGGACAAUAAUUACAGAACCACUUGCUCAAAUGAAGCAAAUGAAGGAAAAGAGCCAACAUCUGAUGGAAAUAAAGCCCUUGGCGAUGAUGUCAUUUCUCUGAAUGAGGGGGGAGUUAUGCACGAGAAAGAUUUUGGUUGUGAAAUGAGUGCUGAAAUUUUGGGGGUAGGCAUGACUGAUCAUGAAGCAGCUGUUGUAGAAGAUAUGGAUAUAUCACCAAGGUCAGAUGUUCCUCUUACAAGAUCAAGAAGUUUACCAUCUGGUUCUGAAUGCAAUGAUCAAAACAAACGACAAGCAAUUAUAUGUGACUUUUUUGCGAAAGGUUGGUGCAUCAAGGGAACUUCCUGUAGGUUCCUUCAUGUAAGGGAUAAUGCUGCUAGUAGUCCCAAGGAGAGUAGGGUAGAUGCUAAGCUAAUGGGCAUACAUCAAGGUUUGAAGGAUAUGACUUCAAUAUCUGCAAAGAUUGUGCCUUCUGAUCCGGCCCUUGCUUGGAUUGAACGUGAAGCGACACUAAGGUCAAAGAGUGGAGAGGAAGUGGCUGUACACAAAAGUGAUCCUUUGUCUGCUACCUCUUUUAAGGUGAAAGACAUUGUGAAUGAUCUUGAACAUAAGCCAUACUUGGCUAAUUAUAGCCACUCUUCUUCGUCAAUGCUCAGGGACUGUUCUCAAACUUUCGGGAAGGGCUCUUUCGGUAAAGGUUUGCCUUCUAAAAGUUAUCAAACUGAUGGGGUUCCCACUCAUUUAUCACAUUUAGAAGACAUAAGAAGUAAGGGAAGCCAAAGCCAGUUCAAGCAUGAUGGUUCCCCUGGCUUGCAGAAGAUAGUAGAAGGUGGCAAAGAACGUUCUGUUUCUGGAUCUAUUAUCUCUUUGCAAAACAGGUCUCCUCCGAUAUCUGGUUCUGAAUCAGAGUUAAUUUCUCAUGCUGGUAUAUCUGCCUUUACACAACAAUCAUAUUUGUAUAAGCCAAAGCCAUCCUUUGACCAUUGGGAGCCUUCUGUUCCAUUUCGACCAUCGUUCUUGAUUACUAGGCGUAUGUUAUCUGAGGCAAGUCUGUACGAUCCUAUGCGAGACAGCAUUGAGCAGACAAAUGCUCAAGAUCAGCCUUCACAGUCCCCUUUGUCAGGUCAUGGUGCAUCUGCUUUUGGCACACAAAAUGCUAAUUCAUGCCUUAACCCUGAACAGAGCUCUAACAAACAUUCGGUUUCUAGUCACAGUUCUCACCAGGAUACUGUUUGGAGAAAUCUUACAGCGAAAGAAAAUGAACUAAAAGAUACUGCUCGGGCUCCACCUGAGAAGAUUCGUACUAGUUUGAAAGGAAAGCAACUUCUAAAUGAUUCUGAUUUUAAAGAGAACACAGAAUCGGAAAAGGCACAUUAUAAUAAUCAUUCUGUGCAGAAGAAUGGGUCAAAGUGUAAGAUGGAACUGAAAGCAGAGAAAACCAAUGGUCAAAUUAAUGUUGAUGAUUUAGCUCACCAGGAAUCUAAAAAACUGUUUCAGUCUUCUCUUGUGGAGUUCAUCAAGCAACUAUUGAAACCAACUUGGCAUUUGGGUUUGGUGAGUCGUGAUGCCUACAAGGUUAUUGUAAAAAAGACAGCUGAUAAGGUUCUUGGUGCAUUGCAAACCCAACAAAUUCCUGAUAAUCCUGAAUCUGUCAAAGAAUAUCUUUCAUGCGUUCAGCCGAAACUUGAGAAGCUUGUUAAUGGUUAUGUUGAUAAGUAUGGCCAGUUGUGACACGCAUAACAAGUUUGGAACCUAAUAUACUACGUAGUUUGGAGCUAUCCCAACCGGGGAUAUUAGGAGUUCUGCCAACUGGUACCAUUGCUCUUUCUACAGGGAGUAAUUUUUUCUAGACCUUAGGCAUAUGCUUAUAAAUACUUAAGUUCUACUUGUGAAUUUAUAUAUUUUUAAACAUCAACAAGCUAUCUGUUUCUUAUAUUGUAUAGUCUAGUGUUUCUGCUUCUUACCUGUGUGAGUAUCUAGAGUUACUUUCCAUCACGAGGAUAGAGCUUGCUAACUAGUUGUCCCUUAGAAACAUCAUGCUUAACAAAGCAUUAGUUUUGUUUGUUCAACCAUACAUGAUGAUAGAGAUGCAGCGCAUGAAGAGACAUGAAAAUGAAACAUUUUCAUUGCAAAAAGGACAUGGCAAUGGCGGCUUCAGUUAAUAUUGUUUUUCUUCUCUUCCUCAGAGUUCAUAAACCUUACAGUUCAAGAAAGUUUUAUAUCCAUA
This is a messenger RNA of Cuscuta campestris, 3060 nucleotides long. The record is from the annotation of a GenBank genome assembly. NCBI's taxonomy places the organism in Eukaryota, Viridiplantae, Streptophyta, Magnoliopsida, Solanales, Convolvulaceae.